AUGCCUUCCCAAGAGGGCUCCCAGCAAUCUGUUGUCCUGGAGGCUCCCAACGCUUCAUCCUCCCCGCUGUUAUCACAGAUGACUCCCUCAACACACCAGGACAGAGAUCGCCCUAUAAUUCGCCUUAUCCCUCCUCCGCCCUUCAACUCUACAGGUGCACACUCUUUCGCACCUUCGUCCUCCACUUCCGUCUCCACCAUGCCUACGCCGAGGCUUAAACUUGCGGAUCAGCAUAUUAAAACCCUCUCGUCUUCAAUCAUUGCUUUGCGCACGAAUUCUGCACACUACCUCCUCCAACACAAAAUUCUCGAGAUGGAAACCACGGAAGCUGCAGCACGGCAUCAGGUUGAAUCAGAGAUUACACGCCGGGAGGUUGAGGUACUACGACUAGACCAGAGCUCAUUCAGUACAACCCAACAGCUCGCGCUCGCGGAGGAGAAUGAGGCCUAUAAACGCAGGCUACGAAAGGCAAAGCGGUCCAUCAAGAACUACCGCGAUGAAUUGGGCGAUUUCAAAGAUGAGAAUGAAAGAUUGAAGAAAAGGAUCCGCGAUAAUCGGCAACAUCAAUUAGACGCAUCACGCUCCCCUGAUGCUCGUCAUGUCACUGCUGGCGGUGUAGAAAGAAGUGCUCCAGCGAGAAGAGUAGGUGGUGCUGGGGGGAGAGGCACAGCCGAAGAUGAUGGAUUAGAAGCUCUACGCCUCCUGGCGUCCCAAGUUUUGUCCCAAGAAAUAGACGAGGAUACAUGCUAUGUUGACGCGGGAAGAGUAACCACACCUCAACCAAAGCUUAAGAAACCUACUACGUCAGAUUCUACACACAAUUCUAUCCGCCGGACCCUGAUGAGCCCUGUUGCCUUCACAUCCUCUUCUGCCUCCCGAAGUAAAAAACGUCGUCACUCCCGUGACUCCACAAUAUCUGCAUCAGAUAUUGAUGCAUCACUCGACAACGACGAUAAAUAA
Morchella importuna is the source of this 960-nucleotide messenger RNA. RefSeq lists its product as uncharacterized. NCBI's taxonomy places the organism in Eukaryota, Fungi, Ascomycota, Pezizomycetes, Pezizales, Morchellaceae. The record is from RefSeq and is a predicted model, not a curated record. Bases 1 to 960 code for a protein of 319 amino acids. The transcript is spliced from 6 exons.